CAAAUUGGCUACAAUAUAUCUCCAACAUGGCAGAAAUCACAGAAACACCCACCAAUGUUAUUGGUGAAGAGAAUCACGAAAAUGGAACGAAAGAUGGCAAAGAUAUUCACCCGCUAGCAGCUGCAAUGGAUGAUGAAGAAGAGGAUAUUAUAUCGACAAUCCUAGCAUCACCCGGUGGUGAUACUAUAUCCUCUACCAAGGCUCUGAUUGGUUCAUACAAGUUUGACGAUGACCAGGACACAAGAGAUCUUUUUAUAAAGGUCGAUGACCCCAUGAGACACACUGGCAAGAUGGAAUCAUUUGUCAGCUACAGAGUUACAACAAAGACAACAAGGAGUUCAUUUGACAAUCCCGAAUACAGCGUAAGAAGACGGUAUCAAGAUUUCCUUUGGCUGAGGCAGAAGCUUGCAGAGGUCCAACCAACACAUCUAGUUCCGCCUCUACCCGAGAAGCAGAGUAUGAGAUUAGACCGGUUUGCUCCUGAAUUCUUGGCAGCCAGACGAAGAGCGCUCAACAACUUUUUAGAACGUAUUUCGCAGCAUCCAGUUCUGUCCUUCAAUGAGAAUCUUCAAAUCUUUCUUACAGCCAAGGCAUGGGAGCUAGCAGCCCAUCGUAGACAGUCGACCUCCCUGAUGAGCAGAAUGGGUUCCUCCCUGAGAACGUCUACCACGGCUGCGUUGCUCAGGAACAGAAGUCCAGAGUUCACCGUGAUGGGAGAGUAUGUCCAGAUGUUGGGAGAGAAACUGGGAUCCGUUGAAAGGAUAUCGCUCAGAAUACUACAAGAAUCAAAGGAAUAUGUUGGCGAGUUGAAGAUGUACAGCCCCGCAUUCCGACUGUGGAGUAAUUCAGAGAGCGAUCUUACCACACCCCUUACCAAGAUGGCCGACUGUGUAGACAUCUGUAUCGAGUCAGUAGAGGAUCAAAAUACCUAUCAAGAAACAGAUUUCUUGCCUUUAGUCAAAGAAUACAGCCUUUAUACAGACUCCAUAAAGAGUGUCUUGAAGAAGCGCGAUCAGUUUCAGAUGGAACAUGAAUUAGCCGUAGAAGAACUUAAUAAGAAGAAGAAUGAGAGAGAACAGGUGAAAAUAUCGGAUCAGAACUACUCGUUUGGUGCAUUCAUGGGUAAAGACCCGUCUGAAGUCAAAGAGGCUAAGAGCGGAAGGAUAGUAGCUCAAAUAGAACAGCUCCAGAAGGAAGUAGAAGUGUUCUCUGACCGAGCCGAGUGUGCCAACGCAGAUCUCAAGGCAGACAUGGAAAGGUGGCAUCAUAAUAGAAGGAAAGAUAUGAAAGACAUGCUGAGUGGUAUGGCCUAUCAACAGAUCAUGGCUUACACUGGGAUACUUCAAGCCUGGGAGGAUGUGAUCAGCAGCUUACGAGAUGAAGCAGGAUUCCUUCACGGAGAGGACCCUUCCCCCAUGCACAGCACGACAGACCCCUCCCUGACGGGUGCCGCAUCCCCCACCCUCAUUACAUCGUCAUCAAGGGCUGAUAAGGUUGAGGCAAAUAGCUCCAAAACUGUAGACUUUCCAGACAUGAAUAAUGCACUUACAGAUGAGGAUGAAGAAGAGGAACUGAACGCUUCAUAAUUCAUACCCCCUCACCUGGUCCAUCAUAGAACAGUGCGUAAGAUUUUUAAAAACAUUUAUGGAAUCAUUCAAAGCCGAGAGAGAAAGGAAUAUUAGUGUACACCAUUGAUAGUCGAUCUGUUUAUUAUCUGACUGUUUAACCGGUACUUAUGCAGUCUAUAUGGAGUUGAUCUUCAACAAUUACCUAGUGUCUUACAUAAUAAGUCCAUCUUACUUCAACAUUAUAAGUACACCUGUUAAUGAACUUGAAAGAAAGGACUUCUUGUGCAGUGUUUUCAGAGUUGAUCAUCGUCGCCAACCUUGCAAUCUUCAAGACAAUCAAAUCAAGAUGAUUCUCCUUGUUAUUUGAUAUCUGCCAAUGAAAGGACGAAAAAAUAAUUUAUAACAUGGAUCGGGGAGCAUGACGUUUUAUCCAACAAGUCCCAUUUUAUCUAACAGUUUUCAUUGUAUCUGUGCUUCCCAGCUAAUCAAAAAUCAAGGAAAGUUGUCAGAUCGGGCCAAAAUGUUGAUAAAACACUAACCCAGUUCUUUUUUAGUUGAAUCCUUUUGGACCACAGAAAUCUGUUUGAUUUAGGAGGAAUUCGACUUAGAAGAGAUAUAUAACACAUGUUUUUAAUAAUCUGGUCCAAAAAAUUGCUUCGACUCAGACGAUUAUUCGACUUAUGGAAGGGCGACUUAGACUGAGUUAACUAUAGAUAACUAAGGCAGCCUCUGAUAUUGUGCAAAAAAGCAAAAGGACAUUUCCAGUGUUCAGGGUCCCAUUACACUAGGCAUAGCAAAUGAUCUUAUGAUCGAUUUCAUGAUUGGUUACACGAUGUUUGAUUCAAUCAGUUGUAAAACUUUGUUCUCUGAACAUUUGCAAAGCUGUUCGUUAUAGAUCCCUGAAGUGAUGCAACAGCCUGCCCAACAUUUAUGUUGUUGAAUGCACAUUGAUGGUCAACUCAAGUCAAGUAUAAGAGAUGUUCGUCCAUGGUUGCAUAGAGGAACACUUAAGAUCAUAUUUGGUACCAACUUAAUGAAUUUGUUGGGCUGUUAAUCCAUGCUGCAUCUUCCAAUCAAAUUGAGUUUUAUAAGAAACAUCUCUGGGGUUUGUAAAUUGCCUUUCAUAUCGCAUGAAAGAUUCAUGGGGACAGUUUUACCCUAGAUUUGUUUGGGGUAAGCUCUUUGUCCAUACAGCAUCUAUAUGCAGUUAGGGUAACUCGCUUAGAAUUGAAUGAAGGGGGGGGGGGUUAAGGAGUAUCUAAUUUAAGAAUAUACAAGUAUGCAACCAAAAUUUAAUAUUGAGACAUUUGUGUCUAAACCUAUGUUGAUUGUGACUUUUAUCAAAAGUGGUAAAAAAAAAUCAUUACCCUCUCUCUUGUUCUUUCUAUUUGUGAAGGGGGAAAAAAUGAGAUUUACAAGUCGCCAACUAGGGAUUAUUUUUGUAUACACAUGGUUAGAAUUCAAGUUUUAUCACAAAUCUCAAGGACCAAUUUUGUAAUACCUCCCUUUGAUCAUGUUACUGUCUUGGGAUUCUGAAAAUGUUGAAUCCCUUGGAACAAUGUGGCCCAGUGGAUAAGUCUCCGGAAUUUGAAACAGAGGGUCAUGGGUUCGAUUCCCAGCCAUGGCGUAGUUUCCUUCAGCAAGUAAUUCAUCUACAGUGUGCUGCACUCAACCCAGGUGAGGUGAAUGGGUACCUGGCAGGAAUUUAUUCCUUGAAAUGCGUGUGUGCUGUAAUCUUAGUAAUUAGGGCUGCCAAGCUACAGCUGGGGUAAUAAUAUCCAAGUCCUUUGGAAGCACGUAGAGACAUUAUUCAUAAUGUGAUAUGCGCUAUACAAGAACUGUGUAUUAUUAUUAUCAAUUUGCAGUGACAAAGUGGAGGCCAGAGUCACAUGUGCAAAGUCUAUGAGAGAAAGUUUUCUCUAGCUGUCUUGUGACUACCAGCCCUGACUUCAUCCCUCCAAAUUAGCUUGUGUGGAAAUGGGGAAAGUCAUUGAAUAAGAUCAAGGAAAGUUUGUGAAAAAUUAUGUAUACAAGAAAGAAACUUGUGUUAUGAGCAGUUGAAUGUCCAUUUUUUCCCCAAACUUUCUUGGAUCUGUUUCUGUAGUGUUUCAUUCGCCUCUCAAGAGGCAUUUCCUGUAUUAUUCUUAUUGCGUAGUAGAGAGUUUUGAAUUUACUACGGAGCCGCAUUCUACAACGCACCAAUUCCUUUGAAAAUGCAAGUCAAUCACAAUUGAGCGUUGAGAGGCUUUUGUCUAAAGUUGGUUGAUCUGGCAGAUCAUCUGAAGAUUUGCACUGGAUGAACAAUUACACUCAGUCCACCAACAUUUGACAAAAGCCUCUUAAUAGCUCUCAAUUGUGAUUUGACUUGCAUUUUCAAAGGAAUUGGUGCGCUGUAGAAAGCGGCUAUGUAGUAAAUGCGAAAACUCUCUAUUAAUGGUGUGAACCUCCUCAUCAUCUGACCCUAUUGUGAUCCAAGUAUCAACAAAUACUAGUUGUAUGAGCUGUGUAAUUUUGAUCAUACGUUGUAUACCUGAUCCAGGCUUUGGAUAUUCUUCAUUGUAAAAUAAGCUACAUUCCUUUAUUUUUAUAUUAUUCACUGGGAUGUGAAUGGGUAUUCUAUCAAUUUUUCUUAUUCUUUUGAUACAAUUCAUUUUCAACCUCAUGGCAUUGUAUUUUUUGUUCCCUUUGGUCUCUUUCAUUAAAAAAUGCAUACUUUUGUUUAAACACACUAUAAUGAACGUAAAUCUAGACCUGUGCAUAUGAUAUUCUUUGUGCUAGAGUUUUACAUUCAUUUUUUUCUCAAUAUUUUUUUACUGUUAAACUACACCUUUUUCUUCCUGAACAAAUGUGAAUUUGAAAGAAUACUUUUCAAAACUUUAAUUGGGAUAGUUAAUUUUGUGUGAUAAUGUGUGUGUUUACUCUGUAAAAAUGUGUUAAAUAGCAAUGAUGAAUAGGUCCAGUACUAGUAAAAUAUAUCGUCAGUUUGAGUCCUAUCCCAAUUUUAGUUCGCUGGUGCUCAAGUGGAAUAAAUUUAUAAAAAUUGGUUUCAAAUCAGUGAGUAUGAGUUAUCUGCCAGUAAGUACACAAAUAAUGUAUAAUGAUAAUGUCAAUUAGUGCAUAGAUUUAUAUAAAAAAAAAGGAUUACAAUGAUACUGGAUGUGUGGUAAAGGUGUCAGCUAUUUGUUUUGCAAAAUAAAAGUAGUGUUAUUUUUAAUUUUAGUAAUUGUGCACAAAUGUACAGUGCACUAAGAUGGCUGUGUACAAUUUAUGUAAACAAUGUGAUGUUACCUGCUGUCGUUUAGGAGAAUAGAUCAAAAUUAAAUAUUCUAAGAUGGAAAAUUAAAAAAAAAAUCGAUGUGCUUCAGUGCUUGUAAAAAUUGUAGAAAUAUAUUUAUUUAAAUUAUUGUCCGUAAAUAGGACAAUUUUCAUAAUUUUUGUAUUUGCAUAUUGAUGCUGAGUGCGGGGGAAUGAUACCAUUAUGAGUUUCGGGGCAAACUGAUGGUAUCUAAUUUGCAGAGAUAAAAUCAUAAAACCUUGUAAUGGUUAAGAAACACUAUAAGUGCCUGUGUCUUAUUUUGAGGAAGAAACACAGAUAAUAGAUUGAAAUACCUAAUUCUGCACCUUGUAUUUUGAUAUAGAAUAUGUUCAUAUAAACAUCUCUUUGUGUCUAUUGUUCAAUGAUAUUUUGUUUUGGUUAGUUCAAUAUAUUGAAAUCAUUUGCAUUCACUAGCAUGUUAUACAAUGUAUUUGCUGGAUUGAUGCAGAUUUUGUUUUAUUGUUUUUUUUGUGUGGGGUGCAAGAUGAAGGUGAAAUGUUUAGUUAUACAGCUAAGGUAAUUCAAUUUAUUUUCAUAUAGCUUUUAGUUUCGGAUGACUUAAUGAAAGUAGUAUAAUUUUUAUCCUAUUAUAAAAAAUAAUGUGCAGCUUAACAGCAAACACUGGCCUGAUAAUUUGCUACUGCCUAUUUAAUACAUUAUUUAUUGCUUUCUAUUGUAAAAUCACAACGUUAUGCCUAUUCACUCUUCAAGUCCUGAAUUUAGAAGUAAUGUUGAAAAAAUGCAGUCUCCUUUAAAUCUCACCACCUUCAUUUCCCCUAAACUUUGUUUCUCUAGAUUUAAGGUAAGUGGUUAUACUAGAAUUAAGUUAUGAAUAUUGAGUCAUUCACCUUCAUAUUCUCUUGUUUGCUGAAUGUGUGAGCCUCCCUCAGGGAUGUGACAUGGGACCAGUUUCUAUCAUAAAGCUUUCCAUAGGGUUACACAUAUUUUCAUCAAUUACUUAGAAUAUGAAGUACAGAAAACAAAGCGUGAGUAUCAUACAAUACCCUGACAGCCUGUUUCUUGUGAAGCAAAUAUAUAUCUUCAUAUUUCGUUCACACAAUUGGUUUGUCAUAUCAUGUGUAAGAUCCUGCAUAUUACUAUUACAAAUAGCUUUGUGACACCAUCUGGGUGUUGCCAGCUAUCCUUUUUAGUAUCAGUUUUUUGACAUCUACUUGUAGUCAUUUAAUAUGUGAUUUACAAGAACCUCUCUCAAUACUGCCAGGAUCGCCAGUGUGCUUCUCAUAUUAUGCAUCAUCAC
Molecule: messenger RNA, 6142 nt
Organism: Lytechinus pictus (painted urchin)
Lineage: Eukaryota; Metazoa; Echinodermata; Echinoidea; Temnopleuroida; Toxopneustidae
Product: sorting nexin-30-like
Exons: 11
Coding region: 27-1586 (519 amino acids)
Biological process (GO): piecemeal microautophagy of the nucleus; endocytic recycling; autophagy of mitochondrion
Cellular component (GO): phagophore assembly site; early endosome
Molecular function (GO): phosphatidylinositol binding
Source: RefSeq, a predicted model, not a curated record